GUCACCGUCAUUUCAUGCGUGAAGGGGAGGCGGACCGUGCCUUCAUUUCUCCACGCGCGCCACUCUUAUCUUCUGCCCAGUGUGUGCUGGGAACUCAUAACGGCAGGUUGUUGGCGGUCUGUGAUGAGGAAAAGACGCGUGAUUCAAUUACAAAUAUUACGAGCUCCAUAAGACAUUAUGUAGGAUUGAGCAUAUGUGCCAAACGGCAGCAAGCAGUAUGGUUGGAGACAUCGAGACUUCUGGAAAAUAUCCAGAGAUCUAACAGAGGCUCCUGUGCCAUCUGGUUAGACACUAACAAACUUCAUUCGUUCCUGUUAUACCGGAGUCUUAAUUAUGUUUCUCUUCAGAACUUGGUCAACUGUAAGACUGGUCGCCGUUUUACUGAGUUUGGGGAUUCACCAGAGCAGCUGGAAGGCAGUGGAAACGAUUCAUUCAGCAUGUGAUGUGGUGGCUGAGCAUAUGAAGGCUCGAAAGAAAUGCAUUCAGACUCAAAGAAAAGAGGCCCGCAACAGCAGCAAUAUCACUGGAUGUCGUACCGAGUGGGAUGAUUUUUGGUGCUGGUACAGGGCAGAGGUCGGACAGGUUGUCAACGUCUCCUGUUACGAAGCAUCUCAGUUCUUCAAAGUUAAUCAUGGUUUCAUAAUUAGGAAUUGCACCAACAGUGGCUGGACAAAAAUCUACCCAUCCUAUGAGAAUGCUUGUGAGAUUGCGCAGGACAUGGCAUCAGAAACCGAGACAUCAUAUUAUUCCACUUUCAGGCAGGUGUACACUGCUGGUUACGCUACCUCUCUGAUUUCCCUCAUCUCUGCCAUCUUUGUGUUUACAGCCUUCAGGAAGUUCCACUGCACAAGAAAUUACAUUCACAUCAAUCUCUUUGCCUCCUUCAUCUUGCGAGCCAGUGCCAUCUUCAUCAAAGAUGCAGUUCUCUUUGCUGAUCAGAAUCAGGACCACUGCUUCAUGUCAACAACCUCUUGCAAGGCAGCAGUAGCUUUCUUCCAGUUCAGUAUCCUGGCUAACUACUUCUGGCUGCUGGUGGAGGGGAUGUAUCUACAGACUCUUCUAGCUCUAACUUUUGUCUCACAAAAGAAGUAUUUCUGGUGGUACAUACUUAUUGGCUGGGGUCUACCAACACUAAUACUGAUAAUCUGGGUUCUAGCCAGGAAUUUUUGGGAUAACAGUGGGUGCUGGGAUGACACCGAUGUUGCUUACUUCUGGUGGAUUAUCAAAGGACCAAUCACAGCAUCUCUCCUGAUCAAUUUCUUCAUCUUCAUAAAUGUGAUCCGGAUUCUUGUGCAGAAGCUGAAGUCUCCAGCAAUGGGUGACAGUGAUACCAACCACUUCAUGAGACUGGCCAAGUCCACCCUUUUCCUGAUCCCUCUGUUUGGCAUGCACUACAUGGUUUUUGCCUUCCUGCCAGAGAACACGGGAGAAAACGCUCGCCACUUUCUUGAACUUGGCCUGGGCCCCUUCCAGGGUUUUGUUGUGGCUCUGUUAUACUGUUUUCUCAAUGGAGAGGUACAAGCAGAACUGAAAAAGAGACUGUGGAAGUGGCAGACACAAAAUUAUUUGAGAUACAGUAAGAGAAGACGAACCCUCUUUACUGAGAGCAGCACAGUCACACAAAUCUCAGUUUUGGAGAAGUCCAGCCCAAAGGAGCUGCCCUUAACUGAGUCCCACAACAGUGUGUCAUCCAUUUGAAAUCUUUACAGUUCGUCUCAUACCCCGUUUCUCUUCCCCUCUUUCUCCAUCUUGAAACCUCUUAACUGGUCCUUCAGUCAGAUUCACUGUCCUCUUUAACCCCGAUUGACUCACCUGCCUGUAAUUUGUCAGUAAUCCUGAAGAUCUUGAUUGCCUGGUUUAGUUGCGUUUCUUUAAAGUUGGAGUUAAAGGACACAAAGUCCAGUUUUGAAGAACCCUGCUCUAAAAGAUUAAAUUCAUUGAAAUUUUUCAAGUUCAUGCAAAUUCAUGCAACGUUAUAAAAUGCUUACUAAAACAAUUCAAAGAUAUUCUUUUUUUUCUACACAUUACUGAAACAAGCUUUCAACUUGAUGCUGAUAAGAAAUUACUCUGUAUUUAUUCAUAAUGCAAAAGCACAAAUCAUGUUGUUUAGUUUUAUUUAAAUUACAUGCACUGUCUAAUAAGAGACCAAACUAAAGGGACAGUUCACCCCUUUAUCCCAUAAAAAAAACAUACAGCUUGCCUUCUUUAGCAAACAUGAUCAUAAAACCAAUUUCUCCACAUUUGUCACUCCCUAGUAUGGUCUGCUUGGCUUGAAAGUUGAGAUUGCAUAGAUGUAUAGAUGCUGAACACACAGCUAAUUGCCUUACAGUAAACAUAGACCUCAUUUUAGAUUAUCCACAUACAAUAGAUGACAAUUAAAGGUAUUUUCAUAUUCAUAAAUGCAUAUACAUAAUCUCUUAUUUUGUAAAUUGUAUUUCAAGGCAACAUAUUGCACAGUGCACUGGCCCUGUAUGUAUAAAGAAAUAUAACAUUUCUAUAGGGCAUCCAAAGUAUUUUUCUUAAAUACUGGGUAUUUUCAAAAUAUUUUAUUCGUUAUAAACCGUGUUUAAAUGUUUCAAUUAAAUAAAUCAAUAGGCUUUAUUGAUAAUGUAAAAGUUGUAUUAGAAAAUGCAUGAAAACACAAUCUGUCUUAGUGCAAAGAGUACUUACAAAGUAGAUGCAAAUGAUAAAGAUUAAUCAUAUUCUUAUGAGUAUUUUGAGUAGUUCUGAGUAUUAUAAUGAAUAAUACUGUUUUGAAAAUGGCCUAUUUAAGAAUCCUUUUGCAGUGCACACAUCUGGAGCACUAGACUGUAAAGUUUCUGGUUUGGUAGAAAUAUUAUCUUGUUUUAUUGUUGCUAAAUGUGUUUGUAAAAUAUAUGCUUGCUGUAGCCUAUAUAUGACUAUAUGUACUAUACUUGAUGUACCAUAUUUGCCGAACAUUUGUUAUUUGUUGUUCUAAUUUUAAAUAUAAAUUCAUAAAUUAUAAAUUAAUUCAUAUUAACAACAUCUAUUUUUUAUGAAUCAUAAUUUUAACAUUGAUUUGGAGGCACAGUAUUGAUAUAUUUUAAUAGGUGAAUAGAAUCGCUCAUGUGACUGACUCUGUCUGACUGAACUUCAAAAAUAAGUGGAUAGAAUAUGAAUUUGGGGCUGUGAAUUUGAAAGCAUCCAGUUACAAAAGACUGUACUUUCUGACUUUUUUUUUUAUGUUGUGUUGUGUAUUUUUUUUUUCUCAGCUUGUGGAUAUAUUACUCAUUCAGAUAACUUCUGUUGUCUUGAUUGUGUAAGCGUUGUUGCUACAUUCACCAACCUGCCUUAACGUAUUCAGACGUGUAUUAGCUUUGUUGAAUGUUGAAUGUAUGGAGUAAAUAUUUUAAUGAU
Carassius auratus (goldfish) is the source of this 3378-nucleotide messenger RNA. RefSeq names its product vasoactive intestinal polypeptide receptor 1-like. Lineage: Eukaryota; Metazoa; Chordata; Actinopteri; Cypriniformes; Cyprinidae. Gene Ontology annotation, cellular component: plasma membrane. The transcript is spliced from 13 exons. The record is from RefSeq and is a predicted model, not a curated record. The coding region runs from base 334 to 1698 and encodes 454 amino acids. Gene Ontology annotation, biological process: adenylate cyclase-modulating G protein-coupled receptor signaling pathway; cell surface receptor signaling pathway. Gene Ontology annotation, molecular function: G protein-coupled peptide receptor activity; peptide hormone binding.